Messenger RNA from Chironomus riparius, 3553 nucleotides. NCBI's taxonomy places the organism in Eukaryota, Metazoa, Arthropoda, Insecta, Diptera, Chironomidae. The record is from the annotation of a GenBank genome assembly.
UGCGAAAUUAUGAUAACGUCGAACAUGUUUUUAAAAGUGUAAAGUCAAGUUGCCUCAGAAAAUUUCAACCAAUAUAAUUCAACCAAGUCUUUAAUUUAAUUUAUCUCCACAAAAAUACAAUAAACUGUGUUAAAAGUACUGCAUUUCACAACUUUAGUUCCUGUUUCACUCUAAUUUCAUCAAGUACAUACGUUUUAUCGUGUUUCAACUACUUAAAUUUAUCAUUAAAAUUAUUUCGCCGAGUCUAUAUCAAAAAAAAAAAAAAAAAUAGAGAAGAAAAUAAAUACACACAUAAAAGUUUUAUAUAUCCGAGAGCAGAGAAAAGGCAGUCAAGAAGAAGAAUCGAUUUAACAACAAGACAACCAACGAGCCGCUUUUAUUAUUAAAAUUAAAAACAGAAACAAGAGAGAUUCUACUUCUCAGACAGGAUUGGUGCUCUUAGCAGAGAUGUCAAUAAAUGAUUGGGAAAAACUGCAGGUUACGCGAGAUGAGGUCGAUAAAAUUGGCGAGGCAUUAAAGCAAAAGGAAUUUCGUCAACUUCUUGUUGAUUAUUGUGAGGAAAUAAGUGAUCCGGAAAAUAAGAAACUGUAUGAGAAGGAAAUAACAGAAUUAGAGAAAGAACGUGGUGUUGACAUUUCUUUCAUCAACCCUGAGCCGUGCUAUGUGAUUAAAACUAGUUCCGAUGGAACAACCAAGACCUUUAUUAAUAUUGCAACUAACGAAAAAGUAGAAAAACCGUCAAGUAAGCCAUCAACCAAUGAAAAUGGUCAGCGUGGAUUAGUGUGGAGCUUGCCACAUACAUUAACACCGCCUAGACGUGACGCUGAUAAGAAAGGCUCAAUGUGUCAUGUUUAUGAUGUUGUUUUCCAUCCUGAUGCAUUACAUUUAGCAAAACGUAAUGAUGCAUUCCGUCAACUUGUUAACGACACUGCCAUAGACGCGGUUCAGCAGUCAUUCAAAGUGAAUCUUGACCGUACAAAUCUCAAAUUUCCUAAAUUGUCAUACAAAGGAAUGGUAAAACCAGCUGUGAUUAGAAAGAAGUUGGAUAACUUUGACAUGUCAACGAUUGAACCAAGUCCAAUUGAUAGCAUUUAUCCACCAAUGCCUGAUGAGUCUAAGUCUAAACCACAAGUUGUAAAGCCUUGCGAGAAACCUACAGAAAUGUAUACAAUACCGAAAUUCAAAAUCGUACAAAGACGUGAAGUUGAGUUCCAAGAAAUGACGAAUGAUAUUGAUGCAAAAAUGAACCUUACUAUUCCACACGAGUUAACUGUUACAAUAGAUCUUCCUCUACUAAACACAACUCAGGAUGCAAAUUUAGAUGUUACUAAUAAGAAAAUAACACUAAUUAGUGAAAAGCCUGCAAAAUAUAAAGUUGAAAUCAUAUUACCUUAUGAAGUAGAUGAGGAAAAAGGAACUGCCAAGUUUGAUAAAGCAAAACGUCAGUUAAUCAUCACAUUGCCUGUUGUGAAAAGUAAAAGUAUGAAAAUCACUGAUUUUCUUCGUGAAGAUUCUGGCAUUGAAAGUGAUCAACCUAUGUCUGGUAAAGAGAAACAAGACAAUAGUGAUGAAUCGGAAUCGUCAAAUGAAUCGCCAUUAAUAAGUACAAUAGAUGAAGAGAAUGAUGACGUAAAUGCUGCUGAUAAUGAGAAUAGCAAAAAUGAUUACAAUGUUUUCAAAGAAUUUCUCGACCUAAAUAUUGAAUAUGUAUUGCCAAAUUUCACAUUCAAUCAGAUUGAUGAUAUCAUUGCAUUUACAUUGCAUGUUAAAAACGUUGACGCAUCAACAAUUAUAAUUAAUCGAAAGGAUUUACUGAACAUUGCUCACAUUAAAUUUUCAUCAAUUGGUUCUGGCUUCUUUCCGAUCCAUUACUCAUUUUGUGUAAAAUUUCCAUCACAAUACACGUCAAUAUUUCGCGAAAUAACAGCAGAAGCAUGGGAUAAUAAUGUUAUUUUUCAAUUUGAACUGAAUAAUUAUGAAUUUUCAUCAUAUGAAGUAGGUGUCGAUGAUAAGAACCUCACAAAUUAUGAUAUUGCUGAACGACUGAUAGGACGUCAAGCCAUGACAUCACAGGGAAAGGAAAUAGAAGACGAUAGCUUAUGUAUAGAGGUCCGUUCAGAUAAAGAAGAAAGUGAAUUAGUUAUAGAGGUCAAAAAAGAUUCUAAAAAAUCACAAGAGACAUCAAAUGAUGAUGAAAUAUCUGAGGAUGUAUUUGAUGAUAAGCAGUCAAUUAUGGAUGGCACAAAGCGCCAAACCAAGAAAGCUAUGAGGAAGCGUGCUAAAAAGCCACGCUCCAUGUCUGAAUCGUAUUGUGAUCAAUUAAAAGUAAUAAAUGAACUGGAAUAUCCAAAGAUGGAGAAAUCAACAGAUGAGUCAAAAAAUCGCAAUAAGAACAAUGCUCGGAGUUUAAGUGAAAGCAGCGACGAAGAUCACUUAGAUGAAAAUGGCGAUAUGUCUGUACAAAAUCGCCACAAGUACAAAUCAAUCCUGAAAAAUCGUAACUCUUAUUCAGAAUGUAAUGAGAGCUCUGUUGAGUACUCAAAGAGCCUUUAUUCAAUAUCAGCCGACUUUGGUAUUUGUGAAUCUCAUGAUUCGCUUUCGGAAAGCUGUAAAAAACAAGUUCGGUUUAGUGACAUCAUUAAACGUCAGCUUUUCAGAUCAAACACAUCAAUUUUGGGACAAAAGAAGAAGAAUCAGAAGAAAAAGGCAUCCAGACAACGAGCAAUAGAACGUCGUCAUAGUGAGGGUAGUGAAAGUGAAAAGCACGAUGAUGAUUUUGACGAGAAGGGAGACGAUAUAAGCAAUGAAGAAAACAACGAGAAGCCACAAAAACGUGAUUCGGGCGUUGAUCUGAACGAGAAAAGCGUCAAUCAGAAUGUGAAGAUUAAGAACAAAUCAUCGAAGGCUGAUAGAAUCAUCAACGGAAAUGAUAUUCAUUUCAAAUCCGGCAUGAUCUUCGAUUUAGAGAUGUAAAGGAAUUUCUGGAAUAUUUUUUCUUCUUCGAAAAUUCUAAUGUGGAAGUAUGUAUUGGAAAAUAAUAAAUUAGGGUAUGAGGAUGAGCUCAAUAUAAUAUUUUAUAUCGUAACAAAAAAAGUAGAGAGGAUUUAGGGAGAUUUUUUUUAGAAAUAGUUGAGAUAAUGUAAUUUCUUGAGAGUUGCUAUCUUAUUUAGUUUUUGAGCACAAUUGGAUCUUUUUAUCACACGUGUUACUUUUUUAAGAUUCUACUUAUUUGUUCCCAGUGUAAAAUCUUAAGAUCUAAAAUAUUUUGUCUAGUUGAUUAAAGGAUUAGUAGUGACGUCCUGAUAGCAAUAAUAAUAUUUUCCAAUUAAUCCUCAACAAUAAUGUAUUUUUGAGAAGCCUUAGUUUAAAAAUUAAAAAUAUUAAUGAGUUUCAACAUGAAACAUCCUCAAAAGCCUUCAUGCUCAAAUGAACUUUCUAAUUAAAACUACUACUCGACAUGUCCGGAUAGCAACUCCAAAUUUAUUUUUCACAUAAUUUUUUCGUACAAAAAAAAAGAAGAAAUUUUUUAUAAAAAGUUUGUCUUACUACUGAU